Messenger RNA from Meleagris gallopavo (turkey), 3045 nucleotides. NCBI's taxonomy places the organism in Eukaryota, Metazoa, Chordata, Aves, Galliformes, Phasianidae. The record is from RefSeq and is a predicted model, not a curated record.
AUGAGAAGGUACCUGGGGAUCACUCGGCCGCUGACGUAUCCCGUGAGACAAAAUGGGAAGCUGAUGGCCAAGAUGGUCUUCAUCGUUUGGCUCCUGUCCGCCUCCAUCACACUCCCUCCUCUUUUUGGCUGGGCUAAGAACGUCACCGUGGAAAGAGUCUGCCUGAUCAGCCAGGACUUUGGCUACACGGUCUAUUCCACAGGGGUUGCCUUCUACAUCCCCAUGGCGGUCAUGCUCGUCAUGUACAGCCGGAUCUACAAAGCUGCCAAGGUGAGCGCUGAGAAGCACCGCUUCAUGAACUUCUCCAAGCAUUACGAAGAGGAGGGUGUCUACUGCCUGGAGGCCUCCAGCCGUGGCCAUCCCAGCUCCAAGCGCACCAAGGCGGUGGAGGAAUGUGCCACUCUCUCCAAACUGCUCCGGCAAGACCGGAAGAAUAUUUCCAUCUUCAAAAGGGAACAAAAAGCAGCCAGGACCCUUGGUAUAAUCGUGGGGGCUUUUACAUUUUGUUGGCUUCCGUUCUUCCUUAUGUCAACGGCUCGGCCUUUUAUCUGUGGUAUACACUGCAGCUGCCUGCCCCUGAGGCUGGAGAGGACUCUGCUCUGGUUGGGAUACACCAACUCCCUCAUCAAUCCCUUAAUUUAUGCUUUCUUUAACCGAGACUUGAGGACUACUUUCUGGAACCUUCUGAGGUGCAGGUACAGGAAUAUCAACAGGAGACUUUCUGCCGCCAGCAUGCACGAGGCCCUGAAAGCCACAGAGAGACACGAAUGCAUCCUGUAGAUCUGUGUCCUCCAAGUCAGUGCCUGACCAGCAAACUCCUGCCCCUCCAUUUCAGGUUCCUUGCUUCUCCUGCCUCUUGGAGCUGGCAGAAACUGUGGGUGCUGUUGCCCACUGCCAGACAUUGCCACUGAGAGUGACGCUCUUCCCCUCUCUCCUGGAGGGGAUGCAGUUCUCCACAAGAGAACCAAGCAAACAGCCAUUCCACCGUGUCCAAGGUGGGAGUUGAGCAGCUGAGAGAGAGACUGGGGUUUUCAAGGUUUACCACCAACUGUGGGCAAAUCGCACCACCUUUCUGUGCCUCAGUUUCCCCACCUGCUUAAAAUAAAUAAACAAACAAAUAAAUAAAUAAAUAAAGAGAGGAAAGAAAAAGCAACCCCCCCAACCAAACAAAAAAAUCUCAAUAGGACUGUGUCUCUCCACCUUCAAAAAGGGCUCUAAGGUGGGUGGAAAGCACAUAACACACCAUGUAAAGAUGAUGCUGACUGCAGUUCUCUAUCAGAUAAAAAGCAGCUAUAGGCUCCAUUGUAGAUCCAAGCACUCAUGCCAUCCCAGCUUAUAUGAACUUUUUCCACAGGUGUAAAUGCAAUCUUCACACUGAGCUCAUGUCCAGGUUUGCACGCCAGAGCAGUAACACCGGUGACCCUUUUUCCCCUCACACUGCAGCACUGCAUCAUUUGAAAGAGGCACACUUGCAGGAUGAAACACGAACAUGCAGUUUCCUUUAUGGUUGGAUAGGAAAAUCCGAUGCCAUCCCCAUCAUGGGGAUAACCAGUGAGCAAAGAUGGAUAUGUUUAUUGGGGUGUACUGUAAUUCAUUCUCAGACAAGUGAUGUGUGUUCAUAAUCUGUGGCUAAUUGACUCCAUGAAAGCACGCUUUGGUUGACAACAGAAAAAAAGUAUAUAAUUUCUCUGACAGCUUUACAGUGCUUCAGUAUGAUGUCUAGCAAGCUUGAAAAAAUACACUAAAAUUGAUGUAUCUUUUUUAAAAAAUACAUAUACAAGACUAGUUUCUUUAUUUUGGUGUGAUUUCUUAGGGUAUUUGAGCUUUAAAGUGUCUUUUUAUGUUUAUGUACUUGUGGGGGUUUGUUUUUCUGCAUUCAUCUUUGCUCUUGACCAACCCUGCUGCAUCAAACUUGCAUCAACAGAAAGAGGACAUGGACAGUGCUCCAUGGGGUCAGAUGUUGAACAGAAAGAAAGUUCUACUGUUCAGAUAAAGACUCGAGAAGAAGUUUUGCAGCCCACCCUCCACUAUAGGAGCCUCCAUGGUAAGUAUUGAUGCAAGACAAAGAACAGGGCCUCAUACUGUAUGAGUCUAUGGUUCCAUAUCUUCCAAAUAUGUUAUCACUACAGUCAUAUGUUCCUGCCCAGAACACAAAACAGUGCCAGAAGUUGAGAUUUGUUCUCCAAUUUCUUCCAAAGAAGAUUGCUAUUGCCCAGGGAAAAUUGAGGGGUAUCCCUGAGAUUCUCCUGUGAUUUUUCAUCUUGCAAAACAUGGAUUCCAGGGAUGCACUGAGACACCACAUGAUGUGAGCAUACCCUCACUCUCUUCCACACUUCCAGAACAUCAACAGGUGGUAAACUUUACCACAACCUCCCUACCCUACAAUGUCAUUGCCUUGUCACUUUGGUGCACCUUGUUACCCAUCACCCUUCCCCAUCUUGGUUGCAAUUUUUACGAUGCCUCUGCUUCCAAGCCCAUGCAAUAUGCACUCCCAAGCCCACAUGUCUCUAGGUCAUUCUUUGACUGCCCACUUUCUGGACUGACUUAUCAAAAACAAGUCCUCUCCACCCAGAAAGCACUUUGGGCCACCAUCAGCUCUGUCACAACAUUUUAGCAGCAGCUGGUCACUGGAUCUGACUGGCCACAGGGAUGUGUUUUUGCUUCAGGGUUUGAUUUCCUCCCUUGGCUCUCCAUCUUCUUCCCUGCCAUGGAGCUAAUGAUGCCCUUUUGACUGCGCUGUCAGGAUUAAAACUAACCAGAUGCUAAUUCAGAAUGUCUUGCCAGGAUGCAAAAGCCCCCAAGAUGGAACACUUCAUAUUCAGCACACAGCAAAAUAAUCGUAUAUAUAUAUAUAUGCAUAAGGUGGUAGUGACAAGUUUAUACUAAUUUUCUGUGUUAUGAGUUCUUAAACUGCCUUCGAAGUUUGUAAUCUCGUUUAAUUCUUCUGAACAUCCCUGUUCUGAUGGUAUGUCUAGCACUGCUUAAAAACAGAAUGUAGAAGAGCUAUGAAGACCUAAGUGUUUGAUCCUUUUAAAUGAAAGCAUA